Messenger RNA from Drosophila navojoa, 1149 nucleotides. RefSeq lists its product as uncharacterized. The record is from RefSeq and is a predicted model, not a curated record. NCBI's taxonomy places the organism in Eukaryota, Metazoa, Arthropoda, Insecta, Diptera, Drosophilidae. Gene Ontology annotation, cellular component: spindle pole. Gene Ontology annotation, molecular function: calmodulin binding. Gene Ontology annotation, biological process: establishment of meiotic spindle localization; spindle organization; mitotic cell cycle.
AUGCUACCUUCAUAUCUUUCGUUCGAUAGUAGCCAAUCGGUUGACAAUAGUAGGGAAUGUCUAGAUAAUCAUGGCAGUGAAUCUGCAAGUUCAAUAUUUACGGUGGAGCCAUACAUGUUACGCACUCAACUGCUAAUAUUGGACUACAAGCAGUUCAAGUCCGCGCGCACCAUACAAAGGCAUGCUCGCGGCUUCAUCGUUCGUAAGAGAAUCCAGAGACAACAGAAGUCGGCCACAGUUAUUCAGAGAGCUUGGCGCCGCUGUGUGGCCAAGCGACAUUUGAUUCUCUUCGCACAGGAGCGCACUCAAGAGUCGAUACAGAUCAUGUUCCACGAUUCGUGUGUGAAGAUACAGUGCUACUUCCGCGGUUGGUGGUCGCGCAAGUAUGUUAACAAUAUGCUCUUCCUCAAGAAUAUGCAGCUGCAAUGCUUGGAGGAGCUGAUAUAUGCGUAUGCCUUGAAGCUGCACACAAUGUUGCGAACUGGACAUUUACCGGGAUAUAUUAGUUUGUGUGAGGAGCCGUACAGCUCAAAAAUAGCUGACUUCCUAACGAUAUUGACCUAUCGAUUCUAUAAUCGAUACGUGUGCAAUAAAUAUAUGGUAAAGAGAUCCGAUAGGGAGAAACAUCGACGCGAUUUCAAGGCUGCCGCUUUUACUACUGGUCUGCCAUAUAUGGGCUUCAAUCACAAUAGUGCAUGCAAGCACUGGGCGCCUCAAUAUGAUAUUGUGCCCAAGGAGUAUGACAAUCGUCAAUACGAUGUUCUACAGAUCUUUUCGACACAGAGUCAAAUGACCGAAUUACAGAAACGGUUUCUGGAAAAAGAAAGGGCAUUGAGGAAGAGCAUUCGAUCUGGUGAAAAGGAAUCACUUUUCUGCCGAGAUGUCGCAAAUAGCAUGCGAUUCUGGCGCGCCUGUGAUGUGUGCAAGCACAAGGUCACGGACAGCCUAAUGGGUGAUCAAUUUAAGGUUUAUCUAUCGAAUAUCAAAUUAUUUUUGGAGCAAAUGCAGUUUGUGGCCAACUGCAAUUGCUCGCUGGAUAAGAAACAGGCAGAGCUUCUAAAAUGCAAUCCGAAAUCAUAUAGCAAACCAAUUGUACCUACAAGCCAAAAGCGAGUACUUAAAGGAAGCUAUCAAACCUUAAUAUCAUAA